GCUGCGGGAUUGACGUUUACAUGUACACCAGACGUAUGCAUGGAUGCAGCCAUGUAGCAUUGAUACGAAGUACAUAGGUAGGAUGCGUGCAUGCAUGCGUGUAAGCCGAAUUCAGCAUGGCAUUGAGAAAUGCUCUUCAACCUAUGAUGAUUGAGGUUCCUCCGUCCACAGCAUCCAUGACAUUGACGGUGCCCCUCAGCCUUGUCGUGUGUUGUCUCCGACCCUGUCUGUUGGCACUUGGACCCCAUCUGACAUCCAUCCAACCUACCACCCACCCAGUUCGCUGCUACACCUCUGACUUCUCGACUCGACCCGGCUCCACCUCCCAUUCCCAAUCCCCUCCGCUCGACACCCUCGUUCCUCGACCGUCCCUUUGACCGUGCCAUGUCUCUCGCCAUAUCCGCGUACAUGUCCUGUUAAUCCACGCCAGCGCAAUGCCGUUACGGCCGCUCCGACCCAACCGCAGCGAGAAAGACCUCCAGCGCCGCAACAGCACCCUGGACCCAACCACUCUCUUCAGGCGGUCCAAAAACAAGUCGGCCGAGCAUUUGACCCCCGACCGCACCCGCGUUGCUGUAUCUCACGAUGGUGGCCGCCCGCCGUCAAGGGACCUGGUCCCCCAAGUCUCCUGGCCUGAUAGCGUCGAUACCAAUGACGAGAACCGCCCGCCUUCGCCGCCGGUGCAGCAGCACACUCCCAUGACCCGUCGCUUCAGCCUGAUGCGCUUCCGUCAUGCCUCCGAUUCUCAGCUCUCCGUUAAGGCAAAAGAGCAAGCCGCCGACGCUCCGCCUGUCCCCGCCGUCCCCCCAACCGCUGCCACCCCUGCCAUAAUUACCACCGCUCCGACAAUGCCCAUGCCCGCCGAGCCCGACGAGGGUGCGCCGAAACGAAAAGGUCGCCUGCAGCAGUUCAGUUUACGCAGGCGCUCUUUCGAUCCCAACUCUAUGGAAAGACCCGGUAUUCUGCGCAAGUCGAUGGACAAAAAGAGCAGCUCCGACCUGAAGCGACCCGCGUUUGGCUUCCUGAAAAACCAGACCACUUUCCUCGACAGUCCAGAGCAACAGCGUUCCACUCGCCCCGAAACCCUCACCGAAUCCCCCCACGAGAGUACAGAGGACACCUCCAACCUGGCUUUGCCCGUACCUCGUGCUUCUGAUUCCUCUCGUUCCGACGGCACCCACGUCUCUUUCGAACACACCCCCAAGCCGUAUCUCAGCCCCAAGGAGAAGCCUUCCAAGGGCUCCGGUCGCUUCGGUUUUGGGCGCAAGAAACAGCGCGCAUCCUUAUUUCCUCUCCCUGUAAAGAUUGACCCUCCUGCAUUUCCUGACACCGCCCCCACCACCCCCCGAGCUUCAACGAGCGGUAUUAGCAACGUCAGUACCCACUCAGCUCGUCAUUCCCCUACUGCCGAAAGCCCUCCCUUAACCGCCAUCAACCAUAACCGUUUGAGAGACUAUGAAGAUGGCUCCAAAACACCCGAGAUGCCAUCACCUUCGCAAGUGGCUUUGACCGCUACUUCUAUGAAUAUGACCUCACCUGCUGCAGGUUCUCUAUUCCGCAACGAUUCCACCAAGUCCAUUCAUUCUGCCCGGUCUUCUCCACACACCAGCGCUCCCGUGCGUCUUGGCCUACGGGGCCGAUCGUCCACCAUGGGAUCUCUAGGUGGCCAAUCCGAUGAUGUGCCUCCGCCAACGCCGCCAUAUGCCGCCAGUGGAAGGAACUCGACGUCAACGGCAGGGAGGAGUAGUCUUAGUAACAUGUUUGGCAUGAGCAGAUUCCGCACUCCGGGUUUGUCGUCCCACCAGAACUCGUUGAACAUCAGCCGCGAAGUGCUGGUGAUGCCGGAGAGAGAGGAUGGCGAACCCCCCGGUCACUAUCUUGAGCGCAUCGAGGAGAACAAUGUAGACAAGAGUGCCAUUGCUAGCUAUCUCACCAAGACAGAUGAUCCAUUCCUGCUUGCAGUGCUAAGAAGCUACAUGCGCAAGUUUACUUUCUUUGGCGACCCGCUGGACAUGGCGACUCGGAAGUUACUCAUGCAGGUGGAACUGCCCAAAGAGACCCAACAGAUUGAUCGUGUCUUGCAGGGUUUUGCGGAUCGAUAUCAUGAGUGCAAUCCGGGUAUAUACAUCAACCCAGACAAAGCCUACUUCAUCGCUUUUUCCAUUGUUAUAUUGCACACCGAUUUUUUCAACAGGAACAACAAGCGCAAGAUGCAACGAGCUGAUUACAUCAAAAACUCGUCCUGCGAAGGCGUUUCGGAAGAUGUCCUUGGUUGUUUUUAUGACAAUGUCGUCUACACCCCGUUCAUUCACAUUGAAGAUGAAGUUGAUCUGAAAAGUCUUUCUUCCAAACGUACCAAGCGAACUGCAGUCCUAAAGGGCCCAAUGGGUGAUCCGACAAGAAAGGUCAGCCGUGAACCUAUCGAUCCGUAUACCCUUAUCCUGGAGGGCAAACUCGAUAUCCUCCGGCCCAAUAUCAAGGAUGUGAUGAACCUCGAUGAUCCGUAUAGUUACCUCGGUACCGUGCCCACGUUGGACACGAAAAAUUUGUGGAAAUCCUUCUCUAGAUACGGUAUCAUCCAAAUUGUUUCCUCUCGUUCACGCCCUGAAGCGUUCAUGUCGCAGGACGCCCAGGACAACCCCCAAGAGACCUCUGUCGGUAUAGUCGAGAUGCCCGUUACGAAAGUGGGGAUCUUGUGGAGGAAAAAUGUGAAAAGAAAAAAGACUCGAUCGCCAUGGCAAGGAUGGGGGGCCAUUCUUACCCGGUCUGGGCUGUCGCUUUUCCGGAACUCGAGUUGGGCAGAGGCUCUGAUGAAACAGCAUGACAAUCAUCAUGAACAUGGAGAUACCAGUCCAGUUCACUUCCAACCCCCGCUCCAGGAUUUCAAACAGGAUCACAUAAUCCCUAUGGAUGGUGCCGUGGCUCUCGUGGAUAGCACUUACAAGAAGCACAAGAAUGCCUUCGUCAUAUUCUCUAAAGUCGGCGAGGAGACGUUCCUGGCUGAUAAUGAAAAAGACUUGAAUGACUGGCUGGCUAUGAUCAACUACUCUGCAACCUUUGAAACUUUGGGUGUGAGGCCCCGGGGUUUGCAGGGGAACUUGUACGAGGGCCAGCGCAAUCGUGCGAUUCGUAGAGGUGAUUCGUCGCAUUCAGCUACGACCAUCGCAACGCCAACUGGUGAUGUAACUCACCAAAGCGGGAGUAUUGAUAAGGAAUACCAAAGACAAAUGCGAACAGCUCGACGGGAGAUGAUGCAGCAGCGAAUAACCGAAUCUGAAGAAAAGCUCACCGAGUCCAUCAGACAGCUUGAGACCCGUCUGAGGGAUGCACGACAUCUGCAAAUCUUGGCACCCAUUCAACCGAAGACCCGCGAGUUGGUCAUACACGGAGCAGGUCGCCUGUCGGCGAAGCUGAAGUGGGCGCGCAUUGAGAUAUGGCGUAUGAAGUGUCAUCGAGACAUUAUGGCGCAAGUCUUGGAAGACGAAAGACAAGGCAAUUCGGAAGGCCACAGUAGAACAGAGCGGGCUGCAUCGACCUCUCAGCCACAACAAUCACAGCAGCAACUUUCCAAACCGGUCAAAGUCAAUGGUCUAGCCCGUUUGAGCUCAAAAGCGAGUUCGCUUUCGAAUGCCAUGAAACCGCCACCGUCCCCGGCCACCUCUUCCGCCCGGCCAGGAACAAAGUCGUCACAGAGAUCAGAGUUGGACGAAGAUGCUUUCAAGACUCCGCCUGAGAUGUCCCGACAAUCCAGCCCACAUAUACCAUCACCUCCAUUUGGUCUCGAGCCCAUCUCACUCAGUCCUCGCCUUUCCACACACCGUGGUUCACUGCCCGAGCCAACCACCCACUCUCCUAAGACAUCUGCACAUGAACAUCGGCCUUCUGUAUCAACGAUGGACGACACUGCAAUCACUUCCGAUGGUGAAUCCGACGUAGAAGAGCGAUAUACUACACCCCCACCCAUUGCAGCCGACAAGAUCAACCCAAGAACACCAGAGAUUCCUCCCACAGAUGGCUUGCGUCUGGAUCUAGACUCCGAGUCAGACGCAGAUCGACCCUCGGCUGCAGUGACCGGAUCACCAGAUUCACGUGCUAAACUUAGACGUAGUCUGCAGAGAACCCUUCGAGAAUCACAUAGUAGCCUGUCCCAUCGACGAGGAAGCCGAGGACAUAGAACCCGGGAUUCUGUUUCCACUGCCGUAAGCGACGAUACUCUUGAAAGUGAAGGGCUCGCUCGAAAGAAUGGUAGUUUCACUGUGCAUGGAAAGAAGGCAUCGGUUAUCCAAUUUGGUCCAGAUUGGCACAACACGCCAGCAGAGGAAAGACUCAAAAUACGGAAGCAGGCCCAAGAGGCCGCGAACGAUACAAGCUCUGCCGACGAAAGAGAUGAAAAUUUGAUAAACGACGGGACUGUCACAACUCCUUCUUUGCCUACGGUAUCAAGCCCUGGGGAUUCCGGUCCCUUGCUGCCAGCUUUCGAGACUCGUAGGCAACGCCAUGUUUCCUCUCAAACCAUUACACCGGAAUCUUACCAGCAAUCCCUGAAUCAUCUUGGUGAUGAUUCAGGGUCUGAUGUAGCUUCGGAGAUGAGCGAAAUUGCUGAAGAGUCUUUCAAGGAACCACCUGCUAAAGGACUCGAGUCUGCGCAAGCGCCGGCGAAUGGUUCAGAGAUUGAGCCAGCGGGCGAAACUACGCCAAAGUCGAAAAAUAUUCCCACCGCCUAA
Messenger RNA from Periconia digitata, 4724 nucleotides. NCBI's taxonomy places the organism in Eukaryota, Fungi, Ascomycota, Dothideomycetes, Pleosporales, Periconiaceae. The record is from the annotation of a GenBank genome assembly.